This is a messenger RNA of Bombyx mandarina (wild silkworm), 1593 nucleotides long. RefSeq lists its product as uncharacterized. Gene Ontology annotation, molecular function: zinc ion binding; nucleic acid binding. The record is from RefSeq and is a predicted model, not a curated record. Lineage: Eukaryota; Metazoa; Arthropoda; Insecta; Lepidoptera; Bombycidae.
CUCUUCAUCACUGCCAUCGGAGACAAUAAGAUAGACGCAACACGCUCACGACGCGUCCCGCUGAAGCUAUGCGGACGCACGGGGGAACCGCAAGAACUGAACCUACGGACAGUCAACGGCUUAAAAUUAACACCACAGCGACUGAACAUCGAAGUCCUCGCGUCGUGCCAUCACCUCACCGACCUCCGCCAUCACUUCAAAACGAGCUACGCCUCGCCGAAGAUCCUGAUCGGCCAAGACAACUGGCACCUGCUGGUGACGGAGGAGAUGCGGACGGGACGACGCGAUCAGCCAGUGGCGUCUCGUACUCCGCUCGGGUGGGUCGUGCACGGAGCACACCCGGGAGGCAAGAGACAGCGCGUCAACUUCGUGGCACACGCGACGACGGCCGACGCGAACAUGGACGAAGCCCUCAGGCACUACUUCGCGAUCGAGGGACUCACCGUCGCCGCCAAGACGCCGAAGAAUGACCCAGACGAGCGCGCGCUGAAGAUCCUGCAAGAGACCACUCAACAGCGACCCGACGGCCGCUACGAGACCGCACUGCUGUGGCGUGAGGAGGGCCUGAAGAUGCCCAACAAUUUUGAAGCCGCGCUGAAUCGCCUGACGUCCGUAGAAAAGAAACUGGAGAAGGAUCCAAAUUUGAAAGAGCGCUACAAGCAACGAACAAACGCACUGGUAGCGAAGGGAUACGCCGAAGUAACUCCGUCGACGGGUACGAAGAAGCGAACCCGGUACUUGCCACACUUCGACGUGACGCAUCCCAAGAAGCAGGAGAAGAUUCGCGUCGUGCACGACGCCGAUGCGAAAAAUAGAGGGAAGAAGCCCAAACGACUUCCUGCUCACCGACCCGGACCUGCUGCAGUCGCUGCCCGAAGUGAUGAUGCGCUUCAGGCAGCACGCCGUCGCCGUCUCCGCGGACAUUGCGGAGAUGUUUAUACAUAUAGGCGCCCGAAGCGAGAACCGCGACGCGCUCCGGUACUUGUGGAGGGAGGACCCUUCACAGGAGCCUAUAGAAUACCGGAUGAGGUCCAUCGUCUUCGGCGCGACAAGCUCACCCGCAACCACCAUCUUCGUGAAGAACCGACUGCAGUACCCGGACGCCGCCGACCUGAAGCUCCACACGUAAGUGGACACCAACAAGUACGCCCACGACGCCGCGUUGUACUGGCGCGUGGAGACGCCCGACGGGGAGAUGAGGACCUCCCUAGCCAUAGACCGAGUCGCAACCGUGAAGCUAACUUCGAUACUGCGUCUCGAGCUACAAGCCGCCGUGAUGAGCAGCUGCAUGGCCGCGGCCGUCACGGAAGAACACAAUAGAAAGCCAGACACGAGUGUUCUGGACAGACAGCGCCACCAUAGAAGAGAACAGCACUGUGGAGGAAUGGCGCUGGGUCCCCACGAAGGAAAAUGUCGCCGACGACGCCACUAGAGAGCUACCCGUCGGCUUUGAAAGAAACCACCGCUGGUUCAUAGGCCCGGAAUACCUAAGACGGCAUCCGGAUGAUUGGCCCGUACAACGGACUGCAAGAAGGGCAGAAGAGACGGGCGAAGAGAAGUGCGCAACGCUCGCCGUGAGCAGAGAGAGCCUCG